Molecule: messenger RNA, 750 nt
Organism: Mya arenaria
Lineage: Eukaryota; Metazoa; Mollusca; Bivalvia; Myida; Myidae
Product: dystrophin-like
Exons: 4
Coding region: 1-750 (249 amino acids)
Biological process (GO): synaptic signaling
Cellular component (GO): plasma membrane
Source: RefSeq, a predicted model, not a curated record
AUGGCGGUGAACGUUCACCAGAAAUCGGAACUUGAGGCCAUGAUUCAUGACUUGGAAGAAGAAAAUAGGACUUUACAAGCUGAGUAUGAUCGAUUACGAACGCAACAAGAACACAAUAACAAUAAAAGUCAAAUCGAGGACCUUCCAGGAAUCGAUGGCGAGUUUCCAAGUCAUGAUGCGGAAAUGCUUGCUGAAGCCAAACUGCUUCGACAGCACAAGGGACGUCUUGAAGCACGGAUGAGAAUUUUGGAAGACCAUAAUCGACAGCUGGAGGGCCAACUUCAGAGAUUUCGACAUCUGCUGGAUGUGGUAAGAAAUUUGAUGACUUUACAAGCUGAGUAUGAUCGAUUACGAACGCAACAAGAACACAAUAACAAUAAAAGUCAAAUCGAGGACCUUCCAGGAAUCGAUGGCGAGUUUCCAAGUCAUGAUGCGGAAAUGCUUGCUGAAGCCAACCUGCUUCGACAGCACAAGGGACGUCUUGAAGCACGGAUGAGAAUUUUGGAAGACCAUAAUCGACAGCUGGAGGGCCAACUACAGAGAUUGCGACAUCUGCUGGAUGUGUCAGGAGAGAAGAGUGUUUCCCUGUCCUCAUCAACCCACGGGUCACUGCCGACCACGCCCAGUUCAUCUCACUCGUUCCUUCCACAGGAAAACCGAGAACCAACGCCUGGGACAAGAAUUUUUAAUCCUCAAUUGGAGUCAACCCCACAAAUCAACGGGCAUUCUGGAAGUAUGUUUCACUGUUAA